This is a messenger RNA of Thyridium curvatum, 1557 nucleotides long. RefSeq lists its product as uncharacterized. The transcript is spliced from 5 exons. Gene Ontology annotation, biological process: transmembrane transport. Gene Ontology annotation, cellular component: membrane. Bases 1 to 1557 code for a protein of 518 amino acids. NCBI's taxonomy places the organism in Eukaryota, Fungi, Ascomycota, Sordariomycetes, Thyridiales, Thyridiaceae. The record is from RefSeq and is a predicted model, not a curated record. Gene Ontology annotation, molecular function: transmembrane transporter activity.
AUGGCCCUACGCAGCUCGCUUGAAAAGGGCGGGCUAGGCGUCAUGGACCACAAGCCGUCGCAUCUUGAGAAUGCACCUGAUAUCACAGAGAUUGACUCCUUCCGGGUCUUUGGACUGGGCGUGGAAGAUGCCGACUUCUACAGAAACUACCCAGAGAAGAAGCGAAAGAAGAUCUUUCGCAAAAUUGAUAUCCGCCUCAUCCCUAUGCUCGCCUUGCUGUAUCUUAUCUGCCAUAUUGACCGAGCUAACAUCGGAAAUGCCAAAAUUGAAGGCAUGGCGGAAGACUUGAAGAUGACGGGCGUGCAGUACAAUACCAUCUUGGCCAUCUUUUUCAUUCCUUAUGUUCUCUUUGAAAUUCCCAGCAACGUCCUGCUCAAGAAGUUCAAGAGACCCUCGAUGUAUCUCGGCGGGCUGACCACUGCCUGGGGCAUCAUCAUGACGUGCACGGGUUUGGUGCAAAAUUACGGCGGUCUCAUGGCUACCCGCAUUCUUCUUGGUAUCUUCGAAGCCGGGUUCUUCCCCGGAGCAAUCUAUCUAUGCUCCUAUUGGUACAUGCCCAAGGACCUGGCGGUCAGGAUCUCAUACUUUUACUGCGCGAGUGCUUUGUCAGGUGCAUUCUCUGGUCUGCUCGCCGCAGGAAUUGCCGAGAUGGACGGUCUCGCCGGACUGGAAGGGUGGCGGUGGAUUUUCAUCCUCGAAGGCCUCGUCACUGUCCUCCUUGGUGUCAUGUGCUUCUUUUUGCUCAUCGACACUCCUGCUCUGUCCACGCGGUGGCUCGAUCAGGACGAGAUUCGAUACCUUGAGCUCUCCAUGUUCAUCAAGCAGGGUGGAGGCUAUCGCGAAGAGACCAGCGUCAAGUUCAAGGACAUCAAGAUGAACCUCACAAACUGGAGAGUUUACGUGCAGGCAUACUUUUUGAUAUGCCAGUCCGCACUUUCCUACGGCAUCAAGUUCACCCUCCCUACCAUUGUCAAAGCAAUGGGCUUCAAAAACACCAAUGCCCAGCUACUCUCGGCGCCUCCCUACGUCGCCGCUGCAAUCUCAGCUAUCUGUUUUGCCAAGCUAUCCGAUAUCUUCUACUGGCGGAUGCCUUUUGUCGCCAUACCCAUGACGAUCGUGGCAGUGGGUUACUCCAUCAUCAUCUCUCUCAAGGGCGAACUUCAAGCCAAGAUGGGAGUCGCCUAUUUCGCCGUCAUGCUCUCCAUCAUUGGUAUCUAUCCCAUCCAAGCGGGAGCCGCGUCGUGGAAUGCCAACAAUAUCGCCCCUGCCAGCAGACGAGCUGUGGGAAUUGCGCUCAUGAACUGUGUAGGCAAUGUGGGCGGUAUCGUGGGAAGUUACAUGUACCUGGAGACCGAGAAGCCCAAGUAUUAUACGGGCUUCGGACUCAGCCUAGCGUUCGGAGCGACUGGACUGAUUGUCUCUCUGCUGCUCGAGUGGAGCUACAGAGUUGCGAACAGCAAGAAGGCUAAGGCCGCGAACGAAGCUACGGCGCAGUACACUGAGGAGGAGCUAUUUGAGAUGGGUGACCGAUCUCCGCUGUUCAAAUAUGUCCUCUGA